Messenger RNA from Notolabrus celidotus (New Zealand spotty), 5014 nucleotides. RefSeq names its product glutamate receptor, ionotropic, N-methyl D-aspartate 1a (gene grin1a). Lineage: Eukaryota; Metazoa; Chordata; Actinopteri; Labriformes; Labridae. Gene Ontology annotation, molecular function: NMDA glutamate receptor activity. Gene Ontology annotation, biological process: regulation of membrane potential; monoatomic ion transport; ionotropic glutamate receptor signaling pathway. Gene Ontology annotation, cellular component: neuron projection; NMDA selective glutamate receptor complex; plasma membrane. The record is from RefSeq and is a predicted model, not a curated record.
AUCUGCAAGGGAGAGCACAAACGGGAUGACAAUGCGGUUCGGAGGACCCUAGAAGACUGCCUCUAAUAUCAUCAUGCACAUUCCUCCGCAGUGCACAUAAAUCCUCCCAUUCUCAGUCUUCUUCCCUUCUUUGGCCUGCCUCCCCCGCUCUCACCGCCCACCUGGAUCGUGUCUGCAGUCUGAGCCGUGCUGCUGUCCAGAGGCAGCUCGAGCCGACCCGCCUGCACCGGAGAGAGAAGGGACCGGGUCGAUCUGAGCUGUUUGGUGGUCCACACGAUGCGUCUGUUUCUGUUUGCGGUGCUCUUCUUGUGCUCCUGCGCGCGGGCCGGCUGCGAGCCGAAAAUCGUCAACAUCGGGGCCGUGCUGAGCCAGAAGAGAUACGAGCAGGUCUUUAAAGAUGCUGUGACCCAGGCCAACCAGGUCUACGGCAGGGACAAAUUCAAGCUGACCGCCAUCUCUGUAACGCACAAACCCAACGCCAUCCAGAUGGCUCUGUCCGUGUGUGAAGACCUCAUCUCCAGUCAGGUCUACGCCAUCCUGGUGAGUCACCCUCCCCAGUCCAAUGACCACCUCACUCCAACGCCCGUCUCCUACACUGCAGGCUUCUACCGCAUCCCUGUGGUGGGACUCACCACCCGCAUGUCCAUCUACUCCGACAAGAGUAUCCACCUGUCCUUCCUACGGACAGUCCCUCCGUACUCCCAUCAGGCACACGUGUGGUUCGACCUGAUGCGCGAGUUCAACUGGAACCACAUCAUCCUGAUCGUGAGCGAUGACCACGAGGGGCGGGCUGCGCAGAAGAGGCUGGAGACCCUGUUGGAGGAGAGAGAAACAAAGGCAGAGAAAGUCCUCCAGUUCAGCCAGGACACUAACUUAACUGCUCUGCUGCUGGAGGCCAAAGAGCUGGAGGCCCGAGUCAUCAUCCUGUCCGCCAGUGAGGAGGACGCUGCUGCAGUGUACAAGGCCGCCCGCUUCCUCAACAUGACGGGCUCAGGCUAUGUGUGGCUGGUGGGCGAGCGGGAGAUGUCGGGUAAAGCCCUGAGCGAGGCGCCAGACGGUCUGAUCGGCCUCCAGCUCAUCAACGGCAAGAAUGAGUCAGCACAUAUCAAUGAUGCCGUGGCCGUGGUGGCUCAGUCCAUCCAGGAGCUCUUUGAGAAGGAGAACAUCACGGAACCCCCGAGAGGAUGCGUGGGCAACACCAACAUCUGGAAAACAGGGCCUCUCUUUAAACGGGUGUUGAUGUCCUCUAAAUACCCAGAGGGCCUCACAGGGCGCGUGGAGUUCAAUGAUGACGGCGACAGGAAGUUUGCUCACUACAGUAUCUUGAACUACCAGAAGAGUCGACUCAUUCAAGUCGGGAUUUACAACGGGACGCAGGUGGUUAUGAACAAUCAGCGGAAGAUCAUCUGGCCCGGGGGAGAGACAGAAAAACCACAGGGCUUCCAGAUGUCCACUCGAUUAAAGAUAGUGACGAUACACCAGGAGCCAUUUGUGUAUGUGAAACCAACUCAGCCGGAUGGAACAUGCCAUGAGGAAAUGACAUUAAAUGGAGUCUUAAUUAAAAAGGUUAUCUGCACUGGGCCCAAUGAGACCAUCCCAGGACGCCCAAUUGUACCCCAGUGUUGUUAUGGAUUCUGUAUUGAUCUCCUGAUCAAGCUGGCUAUGACCAUGAACUUCACCUACGAAGUGCAUCUGGUGGCUGAUGGGAAAUUUGGAACUCAAGAACGCGUAAACAACAGUAACAAGAAAGAGUGGAAUGGCAUGAUGGGAGAGCUCCGGGGCCUGGCUGACAUGAUUGUGGCCCCGCUGACUAUAAACAACGAACGAGCCCAGUACAUCGAGUUCUCGAAACCCUUUAAAUAUCAAGGCCUAACCAUCCUCGUUAAAAAGGAAAUCCCUCGCAGUACACUGGACUCGUUCAUGCAGCCGUUCCAAAGCACGCUGUGGCUGCUGGUGGGUCUAUCGGUGCAUGUGGUGGCGGUGAUGCUUUACCUACUAGACCGGUUCAGCCCGUUUGGAAGAUUUAAAGUAAACAGUGAAGAAGAAGAAGAAGAUGCCCUCACCUUAUCAUCUGCCAUGUGGUUCUCCUGGGGAGUGUUGCUGAACUCUGGAAUUGGAGAAGGCGCCCCGCGUAGCUUCUCAGCGAGAAUCCUGGGCAUGGUGUGGGCUGGCUUUGCCAUGAUCAUUGUGGCAUCUUAUACUGCCAACCUGGCUGCCUUCCUGGUGUUGGACCGGCCUGAGGAGCGCAUCACCGGCAUCAAUGACCCAAGGCUGAGAAACCCAUCAGACAAGUUCAUCUACGCCACGGUGAAGCAGAGCUCCGUGGAUAUCUACUUCCGGCGGCAGGUGGAGCUUAGCACCAUGUACCGCCACAUGGAGAAGCACAACUAUGAGAGUGCCGCCGAGGCCAUCCAGGCCGUGCGUGACAACAAGCUGCAUGCUUUCAUCUGGGACUCUGCGGUGCUGGAGUUUGAAGCCUCGCAGAAGUGCGACCUGGUGACCACGGGAGAGCUGUUUUUCCGUUCGGGCUUUGGCAUAGGCAUGCGCAAGGACAGCCCCUGGAAACAGAAUGUGUCCCUGGCCAUUCUCAGUUCUCAUGAGAACGGCUUCAUGGAAGACCUAGAUAAAACCUGGGUGAGAUACCAGGAGUGUGACUCAAGGAGCAAUGCCCCAGCCACACUCACCUUUGAAAACAUGGCAGGUGUCUUCAUGCUGGUGGCUGGAGGCAUAGCAGCUGGGAUCUUCCUCAUCUUUAUUGAAAUCGCCUAUAAGCGCCAUAAAGACGCCCGCAGGAAGCAGAUGCAGCUGGCCUUUGCGGCCGUCAAUGUCUGGAGGAAGAACCUGCAGGAUAGGAAAAGUGGUAGAGCAGAGCCCGACCCCAAAAAGAAAGCCUCUUUUAGGUCCAUCAGUACCACCCUGGCCUCCAGCAUCAAGAGACGUAGGUCCUCCAAAGACACGCAGUACCCACCCACUGACAUCACGGGCCAACUCAACUUGUCUGACCCGUCUGUCAGCACUGUGGUGUAGAGAGAGAGAGGGCGACACGGAGGUUCGCCCCCCGAGGAGAGAGGAAACGAGACGGAAAGGAGGGAGCAGAGGGGGAAGAGGACGAGAGAACCCAUCUCCCUGUUCCCUUCACUUUCAAAGACUGAAGCUUUCAUUUCACCGCCUGCCAACGGAGCUUUUCAAGGAAGCUGCUUGCCGGAGAAGCGGCUGAAAACACUGAACUUGCACCUUUUUUAAAGUCAGGAUUACCUGGCGUUAGUUGUUUGUAUUUGUAGGUUCCCUGAGCAUGCACUGAAGAACCCAUCUAACUCAUAUACAAUCUUUUCCUUCUGUAUCUUAUUAGCUUACUUAUUUACCAUUGUUUCUGUCCUUUUACCUGCAGAACUUUACUUAAUGUUUGGUGUUACGUCCUUUGAAAUUUCCUGACCAGCUGUAUAACUUUAGCAAGCCAGGUUAUAGUUUAGUUAAGUUUAAGGAUAAAUCAGUUUAGGUGAGAGUCCAGUACUCAACAUAUCACUUCCAAUUAGAGCUUAGCCAUAACCAACAUUUUUUAACAACAUAUACUGCAAUACAAGACGUACUGUAAGCUUCAAUGGACAACUUUAUUUUUAUUAGGAACGACUAACAUUUUUAUUUCGCUUUAAAAGUUUUAGUUUAUUUUAUUUGGAAGCACUAAUAACGGCACUAAUGUUAAUAUGACUAAUCAUGUCUACCGGUAAAGACGAUGCAAGCAUGUGUGUGUUUGUAUAUGAGUAAGAGCUUUAUCUAUCUGAAUGACGAAAAUAUUAUGAAGCUUAUAUACUAGAUUCUGUAGAUGUUUAAAUUGUAUAUUUUUCCCCUUUGAUUUUGUACUAAUCAAACAAAUGUUGAUUUUCUUUUUUAAGAAAAGCAUCUAAAAGAAAAUCUCAAGCUUUUUCAGCUACAGAUGGAUUGUUCAUGAAAUCACAGAUUAAUUCACGUUCUGAUGAGACAGUUCAGUAAGGUUGCUGUUUUUAGACACUUCGUUUGAGACACCCUAUCAUAAGCCAUGUUGCGUUUGGGGACGCCCUCUCUCUUCCUCUCUCCCGCUGCAGCAGUCUUUCUCAUUUCCAGUCUCCAAGGGGUUGCAUCAAAGGGCCAGGUUUUUCACCCAACCAGCACUUGGUCUUUCAUGCAAAACUUCCUCCCCGUGAGGAGGGAGAACUUUUACACGAAAGGAAGCCAAGUGAAUUGAAAGGGUUGCUUAGCUUGCGGGCUUGAGUGCAGGUCGUGGUUAGAUGCGAAAACAGGCCGUUUCCCAUUUUCUGGAUCUGAGAAACCACUGCUGUUUGAUGAAAAGACGAUCACAUCCUGUCUGGUGUCAGCACUGCAGAGCACUUUAUGCUGAGGGGUCUCCAGAUCUGUAAAACUGAACUAUUAAUUAACAGAAAAACUAGAAUAGAACCAAUAUCAGUCAGACAUUCUGACUUCUCCACUUUCAGUUAUUUUAAUUUCACCACUCUUCUCUUUUUGCUUUUUUAAUUAAAUUUCUGAGAAAGUAGAAUCUACUGAGUCUUUACUUGACUAACUUUAACACUUGCUGCAACAGAAUUUGGUUUCUAAACUUGAACUGAGAGUUUGCUUCUGAUCAUAUUCUCAUUCUGCCGUAUGCAUGCUUACUUGUUACUAUCAGUGCUUCGGUUUGUUUCUGGAUGCCUGUUGUUGCCGUGUACAGUCAGCUGAGCUGUGUGUAGCGCUUACAUUGAAUGAAUUGUAAAUACAGUCUGGAUCGGUGUGGAUAAAUAGGUUUGAGGAGAUUGUACUGCGCUUGUAUUACGACUGCAACUGAGAAUGUCUUAAAUUAUAGUUACACACGCACACAACAGUUGUGAUACACAGGCAUGUGUUAACACACACACACAUGCACACAAACACAAACCCCUUUAUCAAGGAGUCACUUGUUUUUCUUACCUUUUUCCAAGAAGAUCUUGCAUUGAAUCAUCUUGUUUAUAAAACUGUAAAUAAAUAUACUUACAUUGCCAAAUCUAAA